AUGAGGAUACCAGUGGUAGCAGCACUACUUGUAUUUCUUGUGUCAUCCACGGCCAAUGGUCUCAACAUUGCGCCAAUCAGCCUUGGGAGGAUCGACGCAUCCGGCCUUGGAGAGGGAUUUGACUUUUAUGACUUUCAUACUCUGGAGAUUCAGUUGUAUACCACCUUACCGGUCUGGACGAUUCUCAACACGCGCACAACAGACACGCACUUUGUGGGAGAGUCCAAUGAUGGCAUGGUCUUUUGCGACUUGUUCCGGUACAUUAGCGAGACCACAGACUAUUCGGUGUUGAACGGCAGAUGUCACGACAUUGAGGAUGGCCUUCCGUUGGGGGAGCCACUGCAGCUUUCAUGGCAGCAACUCUCUCAGUCCGAGAGUUCUUGGUCCUUGAUGCAACAAUAUCUUCGAGCGCAAUGGGAGGCACAAAUGGAUUCGUUAUCUUCCUGGAUGAGAGGAAGCAAAUAUGAAGAUGUCGUGAUUGAUGUCAUGGUUAUCUGGAGUGAGAACUGUGAAUGUGCAAGGUCCCUACUGGGCGUCGAUUGUAAUUUGUCAUCGAGAACCAGGGCCAAUAUGGAAGGUGGGGUGCAAGCUGUCAUUUUGGACACCAAUGUCAUACACAGAAACUCGGACACGGGUGUUACCUUUUCGUUGGUGCAUAUGCAGCGAGACUCAUCGGGAUACCGUGAAACGACAUCCUCCCAAACGCUUACAGAUCUUGCGUUACCACUGGCAAAUCCGGAACUUCGCUACAUCCAGAAUCUCAGACACAUCCACAAGGCUGAUUUUGUGUCUUUUGCGAUUGAUAUUCGGUUGGAUGCUGAAGGUCUUGGUGGAAUGGCCCUGGGCGUCAAUCUCGGAUGGCCUUUCCCCGCAACUCCUUUGCCGUGCCUCGGCUAUACGGUUUUCUCUUCUCAGAGGAUGUUUGAUCAGGACUUUGUCCCCGCGCAUGAAUGGGGUCAUACCUUGGGAUGCGCCCAUGACAGAGGAACGCAAGAUGACUGCGAUCCGGCUCAUAAGAACAAAUUUUACGGAUUUCGCUCUCCGUCCGGGACCUUCCGCACCGUGAUGGCUUAUCCUUGUACAUCAGGAGAAUGCGACAAUUAUCAAGGCGAUGGAGACUGUUUUGCCAUUCCCUACUGGUCUGGCGAUGCCUCCUGGAGCAAAACGGGAGAAUCCCUGGGUGGGGCAGGCAACUCCUGCAGAGACGAGAUCCGAAAGAACAAGAAAGCCAUUUCUCGGUAUCGCCAGUGA
Seminavis robusta is the source of this 1251-nucleotide messenger RNA. NCBI's taxonomy places the organism in Eukaryota, Bacillariophyta, Bacillariophyceae, Naviculales, Naviculaceae. The record is from the annotation of a GenBank genome assembly.